CCCGAUACCCCCAAGCUGAGUCUAUAAAGCCUGCAGGCCUGAGGUAGAUUCACCAUCCCUGCACUGACUCCAAACAUGCAGGCCCAGAUCUUGCUCCUGCUCCCCAUGGCCUUUCUCCUGCCCCCUAGGGCCUGGGCUGGUGAGAUCAUUGGAGGAAAAAAUGCCAAGCCCCACUCCAGACCCUACAUGGCCUAUCUGGAUAUACAACGCAGAAACAAGCUUAUCAACUGCGGAGGGUUCCUGGUGGCGGAGAACUUCGUGCUGACGGCCGCUCACUGCAAUGGAGACAAGAUCACUGUCAAGCUGGGAGCGCAUAAUAUUAGUAAACAGGAACGGAGCCAACAAGAGAUCCCUGUGUGUCGCCAUAUCCUCCACCCACAAUACGACAGUGAGACCACUAACAAUGACAUCAUGCUGUUGCAGGUACCACCCCCAUUCCAUCACCUUGCGCCUAGUGACCUCACACUGCUGCAGCUGGCAGAGACAGUGAAGCUGAAUAAAUGGGUGAAAACCAUCCCCCUGCCACGCACCAACAAGAGAGAGAAGCCAGGGACCAAAUGCAGUGUCGCCGGCUGGGGCCGCACCAGCAAACAGAGUGAAUCAGCCCCAGCCACCACACUCCAGGAGGCAAAUUUGAAGGUGCUGGAGGAUGACGUGUGUCUGAAAAAUCCCGAUGUGACCUACUAUGACUAUGACGCUUCCACCAUGAUGUGUGUGGGAGAUCCGAAGAAGGGCAAAGCCUCUUUUAGGGGCGACUCUGGGGGCCCCCUGGUGUGUGGGAAAAGAGCCCAGGGCAUCGUUUCAUGGGGAUCCCAAAACAGCGCCUCCCCUGGAGUGUACACAAGAGUCUCCACCUUCAUCUCUUGGAUAAAGGAGACGAUGAGGAUGCUGGAGCCCCAAGCCGAGCCGGGAAUCGCUGCACGGGCCAGAGCUGCACCACUUCUGUCCUUUGGAGAGGCCCAGAUGUAGGGCCUGCUUUGCAGAGGGGCAGAGCCCCCCUAGGCUGAGCCCCCUCCCCCAGCCUUUGUUACCCUCUGGCAGCCCCCCGCCCCGCAUCAUGAGCGUCAAGGUAGGGAGCCUAGGGGAGUUAGGAGCCAGGUUUGAGGCCAGCUCCCGUCAGCUUCCUUGGAAAUUCCAACCCUUAGACUGCCUCUUUGCUGGGGAAACAGGUGGGUUAUUUCCUCCCAGGUAACAGACUUGAGCUGAACCCUGGGGAGGACCCAGAGGUUGGUAGCUCUCAUCUGUGUCAGCUGGUCAAGUGACAGUUUAUGGGAGAUCCUCGUCGUUACCUUGACCUAUUAACUUCAGUUGGAACUGCAGCCUGCCCUUUCCUCAAUGGGCCUUUCCCAGGGGUUUGUUCCCCCUGGGUGGCCACCUGCUGUUCCAAACACACCUGUUCCCAGCGCCAGCAAUGCCAGUGGGAAAGGAACUCAGCGACGGCGACGCUGAACUGACCGCAGAUCAAACAUUAGCGCUGAUCCUCCCCUUCCCACUUCCUCUGCCCUGCUGAGUGGCCUGCUGCAUUUCGCUCCCUGCUUCGUAGCCAGCAAUGAAUAAAAUGAAGUUACAAAAAAGAGUAAUUCGUGUACUGCCACAUUAACCUGAGCCGUGAAAUCCAGAGCAGCCGCUGCAUCUGCCAAGGCCAGGAGGGAAUUGACCCCUACAGGGGAAGGUGGGCCUGUGGUUAAUGCGCUAGGCUGGGACCCAGGACACCUGGGUUCAGUGAUUUCAUGCAGAAUGAGGAUCUGGUGGGUGCCAGUGUUAACCCCCUCAGGGCUGGAGGAAUCCCUGCCUGCUGGGACAGAAAGGGAACUACAAGGAAGAAAGCAGCCUGAGCCAUCAGCUGUCCAGGUUCCAGAGGUUCAACUUCUGGGACAAAAGUGGGACAGGUUUGAAAUAGUUCUAGUGACAAGAAAUUGAUCUGCCUUUUCCCAUCCCCAUCCAUCGAUCUAUCCUAUCCCGAU
Chelonia mydas (Green sea turtle) is the source of this 1964-nucleotide messenger RNA. Its product is annotated as granzyme B. Gene Ontology annotation, biological process: proteolysis. Gene Ontology annotation, cellular component: cytoplasm; intracellular membrane-bounded organelle. Gene Ontology annotation, molecular function: serine-type endopeptidase activity. The record is from RefSeq and is a predicted model, not a curated record. Lineage: Eukaryota; Metazoa; Chordata; Testudines; Cheloniidae. Bases 76 to 969 code for a protein of 297 amino acids. The transcript is spliced from 5 exons.